UUAAUAAACACACACUCUGUCAGACACACUCGGCGCUGCGCUGUGCCUUGAAUCUCUUCCCCACACACACACACACACACAGACACACACGGACUCACACACGGACGCGUCCUCCGCGGUGGAGGUGCUGGAGGUAGGGGGGGGUCUAUCGCCGCCUCGUCACGCCGCGUUUCGGGCUCUGGACUCCGGGGAAGAAGCGAAGCAUGCAUCAGGUUGGAUUCUCUCCUCUGAGAUGCCACUGAGCCGUCAGGAUGGUCAGAGAAGGAAACCCUGCCCGCCGCCACGCAACUGACUCCGCCCGCCAUGCCCCGCCUCCCCUCCUGAUUCUCCUCCCAUAAACCCAAAGACAACCCCCCCCCCCCUCCCCCCGCCCCCGCCCGGUCCCUGAAGGCAGCAUGGCCACGCCCUUCCUGUGGAAGCUGUCCUCCCAGAAGCUGGGCUUCUUCCUGGUGAGCUUCGGCUUCAUCUGGGGGAUGAUGCUGCUGCACUUCACCAUCCAGCAAGCGGGCGCCCACGAGAGCAGCGCCGUGCUGCGCCAGCAGAUCCUGGACCUCAGCAAGCGCUACAUCAAGGCGCUGGCCGAGGAGAACCAGGGCGUCAUGGACGGCGUACGUGGGACCAUGACGGCCUACGACUUGAAGAAGACCCUCGCCGUGCUGCUGGAUAACAUCAUGCUCCGGCUGGGGAAGCUGGAGUCCAAGGUGGAGAACAUCUACAACGGAACCGGGGCCAACCUGACCAGCGGCGGCGGUGGCGGUGGCGGCGGCACGGCCGCGCCCAGCGCCGCCAACGCCGAGAAGGUCAACGUGGCAGAUCUCCUGAACGGGGCCCAGGAGAAAUGUGAGCUGCCUCCUCUGGAUGGAUUCCCUCACUGCGAGGGCAAACUGAAGUGGAUGAAGGAGAUGUGGCGCUCAGACUCCUGCUACUCCAGCUACGGCGUGGACGGAUCCACCUCCUUCUUCAUCUACCUGAGCGAGGUGGAGAACUGGUGUCCUCGUCUGCCCUGGAGAACCAAGAUCCUCAAUGAAGAGAUUGACCGGCGAGGCCAGGCGUCCAUCCGGACCAGUUUCGAGGAGCUGUACCGCUCCAUGUCUCAGCGGGAGGAGUUCCGCUGGAUGAUGCUGAGGAUCAAGCGAAUGGCCGAGCCCUGGGUCAGCGCCAUCCGCUCGCUGGCCGCCAAGCAGAACCUGGCCCGGCGGCGGAGGAAGAAGAUCCUGGUUCACCUGGGCCUCCUCACCAAGGAGUCGGGCUUCAAGAUCGCGGAGAACGCCUUCAGCGGCGGCCCGCUGGGCGAGCUGGUGCAGUGGAGCGACCUGAUCACCACGCUGUACCUGCUGGGCCACGACGUUCGAAUCUCAGUUCUGGCCGAGCUCAAGGAGAUCAUGCGUAAAGUGAUGGGGAACAAGUCCAGCUGCCCGACGCAGGGAGACAAGGUGGUGGAGCUGAUCUACAUCGACAUCGUGGGCCUGACGCAGUUCAAGAAGACGCUGGGGCCGUCCUGGGUCCACUACCAUGCAUGCUCUGCAGUGCUGGACUCCUUCGGGACGGAGCCGGAGUUUAACCACGCCCACUACGCCCAGUCCAAAGGCCACAAGACGCCGUGGGGGAAGUGGAACCACCCGCAUCAGUUCAACACCAUGUUCCCUCACACCCCGGAUAACAGCUUCCUGGGCUUCGUGGUGGAGCAGCACCUGAACGCCAGCGACAUCCGGCACAUCGACGACGUCAAGCGGCAGAACCAGUCGCUGGUCUACGGCAAGGUGGACAACUUUUGGAAGGUGAAAAAGAAGUACCUGGACAUCAUCCACAGCUACAUGGAGGUGCAUGGCACCGUGCACGGCACCACCGUGCACCUGCCUGGCUACGUGAAGAACCACGGCAUCCUGAGCGGCCGCGACCUGCAGUUCCUCCUGCGGGAGACCAAGCUGUUCGUGGGUCUCUCCUUCCCCUACGAGGGCCCCGCCCCCCUGGAGGCCAUCGCCAACGGCUGCGCCUUCCUCAACCCCAAGUACCCCCCGAAGAGCAGCAAGAACACCGACUUCUUCAAAGGGAAGCCCACCCUGAGAGAGCUGACCUCCCAGCACCCGUACGCCGAGGUGUACAUCGGCGAGCCCCACGUGUGGACAGUGGACAUCGAGGACCCGGCCGAGGUGGAGCGGGCCAUCCGCUCCAUCCUGAGCCAGAAGAUCGAGCCCUACCUGCCGUACGAGUUCACCUGCGAGGGGAUGCUGCAGCGGGUCAACGCCUUCAUCGAGAACCAGGACUUCUGCCACGGCCAGGUGAUGUGGCCGCCGCUCGGCGCCCUGCAGGUCAAGAUGGCCGACCCGGGGCGCUCCUGCAAGCAGGUGUGUCAGGAGGAGCAGCUCAUCUGCGAGCCGUCCUUCUUCCAGCACCUCAACAAGGACAAGGACCUGGCCAGGUUCGGCGUGGACUGCCAGACGGUGGAGUCGAGCGCCGACACGCUGGUGCCGGCCUACAGCGAGGCGCGGCGCCACUGCGUCUUCCAGGCCGACCUGCUGCUGUUCAGCUGCGCCGGCGCCCACCCGGCGCUGCGCCGCGUCUGCCCCUGCCGCGACUACAUGAAGGGCCAGGUGGCGCUGUGCAAGGACUGCCUAUAGCACACACACACGCGCGCACACACACACACACACACACGCACGCACACACACACUGGACUCCUGUCUCUUCAUAUUUAUUUACAGCCAGAAAGGGGGCGGAGCUUCUGGGAUUGACCAGCAGCGCAGAAAUACUUGAAAAGAGGUGAAAUAUCAGCGGUGUGUGUGUGUGUGUGUUUAGGAGUGUGUUACACUGUAAAAAAAUAAAAUCUGAGCAAGUUUUAAAACUUGUUCUGAGUGAAAAUGUGUCGUUUUACUGGAUUGAAUAAAAGACUUG
Salarias fasciatus (jewelled blenny) is the source of this 2892-nucleotide messenger RNA. RefSeq names its product alpha-1,6-mannosylglycoprotein 6-beta-N-acetylglucosaminyltransferase (gene mgat5). Gene Ontology annotation, cellular component: Golgi apparatus. Lineage: Eukaryota; Metazoa; Chordata; Actinopteri; Blenniiformes; Blenniidae. The record is from RefSeq and is a predicted model, not a curated record. Gene Ontology annotation, biological process: protein N-linked glycosylation. Gene Ontology annotation, molecular function: alpha-1,6-mannosylglycoprotein 6-beta-N-acetylglucosaminyltransferase activity.